This is a messenger RNA of Myotis daubentonii (Daubenton's bat), 1119 nucleotides long. RefSeq names its product gastrula zinc finger protein XlCGF64.1-like. The transcript is spliced from 3 exons. The annotation marks the transcript as partial. Lineage: Eukaryota; Metazoa; Chordata; Mammalia; Chiroptera; Vespertilionidae. The record is from RefSeq and is a predicted model, not a curated record.
AUGAAGAGGCCUGUUCUGAGCAAAGUGUUUCUGCACAAGGAGAGUCACAGUGCAAUCCCUCGCCAUCAACAGAGGGAAGACAGUAAAAAGAAGAAGCACUGGAAAGAAGCUGUGGACAGGGCCUCGUUUGGGACCAGGUGCAGCUUCUACUUAUCAGAGCUGCCCUUAUCCAGUCGGGAGGUUGGGGAAGACUUGCCAGCCACCUCAGAGCUUCUCCAGCCCCAGGCCCCUCUCAACACUGAGGAGCCACACAGUGGCAGUGAGAUUUCCCAGAACCUUCUUACUGGAAAACGUCACAAACAGUGGGGUCAAUGUGGAAAUGCUGCCAGCCACAACCAGAAAGUUGUUCAACAGAGCGUCUGCAAGGGAGAAGUGAAUUAUGCAAGUAACAAAUCUGAAAAAAAUUUUAGAGGAAUCUCUAGGUUCAUUCGACAUAAGAAAGUUCACAGUGGGGAAAAGCCGUAUGAGUGUAGUGAUAGUGCGAAGGCCUUCGGAUAUAAGUUUAACCUGAAUCAACACCAGAGACUUCACACUGGAGAAAAGCCCUAUGUGUGUAGUGAGUGUGGGAAGUCCUUUAGGUAUAUCUCUGUUCUUAAUCGGCACCAGAGAGUUCACACUGGGGAAAAGCCAUAUGAGUGUACUGAUUGUGGCAAGACUUUCAGUCAUAGGUCCAACCUCACUGUACACCAGAGAGGUCACACUGGAGAAAAACCAAAAGAGUGCCAUGAAUGUGGGCAGUCCUUUAGACAAAGUUGUACCCUUACUAAGCACCAGAGAGUUCACACUGGAGAAAAACCGUAUGUGUGUGGUGAAUGUGGGAAGUCCUUCAGACAAAGGCGUGCCCUCACUGAACACCAGAGAGUUCACACUGGAGAAAAGCCUUAUGAGUGCCAUGAAUGUGGGCAAUCCUUUAUAUUAAGGUGUAACCUUACUAACCACCAGAAAGUUCACACUGGAGAAAAACCUUUUAAGUGCUAUGAAUGUGGGAAGUCCUUUAGACAAAGAUUUACCCUUACUGAACACCAGAGAGUUCACACUGGAGAAAAACCUUAUGAGUGCAGUGAAUGUGGGCAGUCCUUCAGACGAAGGCGUGCCCUCACCGAACAUCAGAGAAUUCAC